GCUCCGGGCCGAUCCCUGCCGGCAGAGAAGCCGGGUGCCGGGGUCGCGCCGAGCAGCUGCGGCCCGUCCGCUCGGUGGAGGUCGAGUCCAAGGUUUGGAACCGGGGCGGCGGCAGCAGAGUCCACGCUGUCCACAUGGACGCGCCGGGGGACCCAGAGGGCCCACGCCCACCAGGAGGUGAUGGCCCUGCUGGAUGUGCCAGAGAAACACGCAGGCGAUUCUCAAGGGAACAGCUUUAUGUACUGAUAUCUGCAGCUUCUGUGAACUUAGGUUCCAUGAUGUGCUAUUCUAUCCUGGGACCCUUUUUCCCCAAAGAGGCUGAAAAGAAGGGAGCCAGCAAUACCGUUAUUGGUAUGAUUUUUGGAUGUUAUGCUUUGUUUGAGUUGCUGGCAUGUUUGAUAUUUGGAAACUAUAUUAUACAUAUUGGAGCAAAAUUUAUGUUUGUAACAGGAAUGUUUGUCUCGGGAGGAGUUACAGUUCUCUUUGGUUUAUUGGAUCAAGUUCCAGAAGGCCCAAUAUUUAUUACUAUGUGUUUUCUAGUGAGAGUAAUGGAUGCGAUAAGCUUUGCUGCAGCAAUAACCGCAUCAUCUUCUAUCCUUGCCAAAGCUUUUCCAAAUAAUGUGGCUACAGUAUUGGGAAGUCUUGAGACCUUCUCUGGACUGGGACUGAUAGUGGGUCCUCCUGUUGGUGGCUUUUUGUAUCAAUCCUUUGGCUAUGAGGUGCCUUUUAUUUUUCUGGGUUGUUUAGUUCUGCUAAUGGUACCACUCAACAUGUAUAUUUUACCCAAUUAUGUGUCCGAUCCAGGUCAGCACUCUUUCUGGAAACUGAUCUCUUUACCCAAGAUUGGCUUUAUAGUUUUCACCAUCAACUCGCUCAGCUCGUGUUUUGGCUUCCUUGAUCCUACUCUGUCUCUCUUUGUUUUGGAAAAGUUUAAUUUACCAGCUGGAUAUGUGGGACUGGUAUUCCUGGGUUUGGCACUAUCCUACGCCAUUUCUUCACCACUGUUUGGCCUACUAAGUGAUAAGAUGCCUCAUCUAAGGAAAUGGCUUCUGGUUUUUGGAAACUUAAUCACAGCAGGGUGCUACAUGUUCUUAGGACCUGUCCCAGUUUUGCACAUAAAAAGUCAGCUCUGGCUUCUGGUGCUGGUAUUAGUUGUGCAUGGCAUCUCUGCUGGAAUGAGUAUAGUUCCGACUUUCCCGGAAAUUCUCAGCUGUGCAUAUGAAAAUGGAUUUGAAGAGGGAUUAAGUACACUGGGACUCGUAUCAGGUCUCUUUAGUGCAAUGUGGUCCGUUGGUGCUUUUAUAGGACCAACAUUGGGUGGAUUUCUAUACGAAAAAAUUGGUUUUGAAUGGGCAGCAGCUUUACAAGGCCUGUGGGCUUUGAUAAGUGGAUUAGCCAUGGGCUUAUUUUAUAUACUGGAACACUCAAGGAGAAGAAGGAGAUCUAAAUUUCAAAACGUCCUCAGCACCGAGGAUGAACAAACUGCUCUCUUGCCUCAUGAACUCUAGCUUGAUGAACCCUGGAUUGAUACAAAGUUGGAAGGUGGAUGCUUCUGGCCUUGAACAUACUGCUGGAAACGUUUUCUUAAUUUUAUGCAGAGAACUCUGUGGACCCACACGGCAUCUUGGAAAUAUGAAUGUGUUUUUGGACUGUCCUGUGUUGGGUUUCACUUACUGUUGUCCCAAAAAGCUGGCCUGCUGAACCAGCUGUACUUGGAAACAUUAACGGAGAAGUAUAGAUGGAAACCAGCAAAAGUUUGUGUUCUUACGUGACCAAACUUGUCCUUGAAGAUGCUGUCAUCGACUCUAUUAGGUCUCUUAUUUCCUUUGUUUAUUUUUUAUUCGAAGUACAGUAAUUCUGUGAAUAAACCUUUUUUUGUUGUUACUGGGGAAAGAGAUGAAUUGAUUUGAUAGGCUCUUCUAAAUAUAUAAAGUAACUCAAAAUAUAUAUGAUAAUUACUCUGAAGUCAGUUUUUAAAAGAUAUACUUUGUGUCAUGAGACAAAGGCAAAA
Messenger RNA from Otolemur garnettii (small-eared galago), 2011 nucleotides. RefSeq names its product solute carrier family 18 member B1 (gene SLC18B1). Lineage: Eukaryota; Metazoa; Chordata; Mammalia; Primates; Galagidae. The transcript has 14 exons. The record is from RefSeq and is a predicted model, not a curated record. Gene Ontology annotation, biological process: transmembrane transport. The coding region runs from base 135 to 1508 and encodes 457 amino acids. Gene Ontology annotation, molecular function: transmembrane transporter activity.